Messenger RNA from Nylanderia fulva, 4599 nucleotides. The record is from RefSeq and is a predicted model, not a curated record. NCBI's taxonomy places the organism in Eukaryota, Metazoa, Arthropoda, Insecta, Hymenoptera, Formicidae.
AUGCCGAUCGACCGUAGCCCGGGUACAAGUAGCGCGAGUGCGUCGACGUCAAAUGUGACGGCAUCAGAGAUAGCGGCGCUGAAAAGAAGGCGCGGAAUAAUAAAGGGUUCGUGCACGCGGAUAGAAACGUUCGUGAAUAGCGUGAACGCGGUAGAUGACGAUGCACGAGCGCAAUUGGAAGUAAGGCGCGCGCGCUUAGACCCAAUAUGGGAAGAUUACUGCAAGGUGCAGUCGCAAUUAGAGGCAAUAGACGAGGCCGAAAUAGAGGACAGAGUCGCGUUCGAAGACAACGUAUAUUCGUUGUGCGCGAGAAUGCGGCGAUUAUUGCGAAAUGACAGCGGUCAAAAUAGUCCGCGGGCCUCCACGCCAGUAUCAGCGCGAUCCGAGAGCGAAGCCGCAACAUACGUCCGUUUACCAAAAUUAAAUUUACCGUCUUUUUCCGGAAAGUACGAGGAAUGGUUCCCGUUCCAUGACACUUUUAUUUCGGUCAUACAUAAUAACAAAACAUUAUCUGACAUACAAAAAUUUCAAUAUUUACGGGCGUCGUUGACGGGUACAGCUCUCGACAUCGUCAAAACAUUAGAGAUAUCAAAUAACAAUUACGACCUUGCGUGGAAUAUUUUAAAAGAGCGUUAUAAUAAUAAGCGUGUAAUCGUGCAGACACACAUAAAAGCGAUAUUCGAUUUAACGGCGAUUACGAAAGAAAGCGCGAGUGGCAUUCGGCAGCUGGCGGACGGUGCGGCGGCACACGUGCGCGCGUUAACUGCAUUGGACUGCAACGCCGACAAAUGGGACGCGUUGUUAAUACAUAUAAUUACGUCCAAAUUAGAUCACGUAACAUCUAGGGAGUGGCAUUCCUCCCUGGGGGGCUCGGAGUUGCCCGCAUUUAAAGAAUUAAUUGAUUUUCUCGCCCAUCGCAGUCAGAUUUUAGAGGAGUCGGCUGGGGGGGGAUCAAGCGCUUCCGAGCGCUCCGACAUUCGUUCGCGGGCGCGAUCGACUUCGGGACGGCGCGCGCUGCAUGCGACGGUCGAGGGGGGAAGAUGCACUUAUUGCGGGGGUGCGCAUUUGAUAUACUUUUGCAAGGGAUUCCUAGCGCUUCCGGUAAAUCGGCGCAUAGGUGAGGUGCGCGGUCGAAAACUCUGUCUAAAUUGCUUGCGUAGCCGUGAUCACGUGGCGGCCGAGUGCUCGUCGAGCGGCUGCAGGACAUGCAAGUUGAAGCAUAACACUCUGCUACAUCUCUCAAACCAGGGAAGGGGAAUUGAGAAUUCGCGGGCCGCCGGCUCAGCGGCGGACGGUUCGACUCCGAUUACGGGCGACCCUGCCGUCGUGGUCGCGCACGGCGCGGUCGGGGGUGACGGCGCGGAGCCCUUACUGUCAACAGCGGUUGUUUACGUUUACGGCGCGGACGGUUCGCGGAUGUCAUGCCGUGCCUUGCUGGAUGCAGGAGCACAGGCGAAUUUUAUUUCAAAUAAAUUCGUGGCGAAGUUGAGAUUAAAAACAUUGCCUACGGAAUUGUCAAUAUCGGGCAUAUUCGGAUCGACGUCCGUCUUAAAUCGGAUGGCGCGAGUCAGACUCCGGUCGCGACUGAGUUCGUUCGAGGCCGAGCUGGACUGCGUUGUCACCGACCGAAUCGCGGAUAGAGUUCCGGCGAGCACACUGAGGCGUCAGGCCUUCAGGCUGCCGCCCGGCAUCGAUCUAGCGGAUCCGAAAUUUAACAUAUCUUCCGACAUCGAUUUAUUGAUCGGGAUCGACUUAUUUUGGCGGCUGGCGUGCGUGGGCCAAAUUCAUGCGACAUCCGAGCACCCUCUUUUACAAAAAACACGUCUAGGCUGGAUUUUGGCCGGGCGUACGGGUGGGGGCACCUCACGAUCGAGCGCCAAAUUGCGUGCGUUACACGCGACGAUUAAUAACGCGCAGCUCCACGAACGAGUUGACCAAUUUUGGAGGAUCGAGGAAUUAGCGGAUUCUAACGGUUAUACCCGCGACGAGCAGGCUUGCGAAAGUCACUUUAUGACGAACGUGUCGACGAACGAUGAAGGCCGAUAUAUCGUGAAAUUGCCGCUAAAAGAGGACAUAUUUCAACGGCUCGGCGAAUCGCGCGAAACAGCGAUAAAGCGUUUUCUUGCGCUCGAGAAGCGGCUCAACCGCGACCCGGGUUUGAAGCGCUCCUACGCGAAUUUCUUACGCGAAUAUCAAUCGUUGGGGCACAUGAGAGUCGCACCUGCAAGGUCGAUCGGGGGUAAACCUGUAUAUCUGCCGCAUCACGGAGUAAUAAAGGGGACCGGUCCAUGCGCGAAGUUACGCGUGGUUUUCGAUGCCUCGUGCAAAACCAGCACGGGAGUUUCGCUCAAUGAGGCUUUACGAAUAGGUCCGAUACUGCUGCACGAAUCGCAGACGCAUCUGCACAGGAUAGUGUGGCGAGAGGACUCGGGAGCGCCGAUCGGCGAAUACGAAUUGCUGACGGUCACGUACGGUACGAGUUCGGCGUCGUUCCUGGCCACCAGGUGCCUUCAGCACCUGGCACAAAAACAUGCGGACGAAUUCGCGAUCGGGUCGGGAUGCGUGCUCCGGGAUUUUUACGUCGACGACCUGCUCACCGGCGCUAACACCCUGUCGGAGGUGAGGCGCGUACGCGAGGAGACGGUUGCGCUACUGAAGCGCGGAAAGUUCGAGCUCGGCAGGUGGGCAUCAAACUGCCGAGAAUUAUUGAAGGACGUGGAGGGCGCGACGGAUGCGAGCGUGUCUCUGGGCGGGGACUCGAGCUCUAAGAUCCUGGGAAUUGCGUGGGAUCCCGUUAUCGAUAGUUUUAAAUUCGAUUAUGAGAGCGGAUCGCCUGCCAAUUGCAUAACCAAGCGAACAAUUUUAUCAGAGAUCGCGAGCCUUUUCGAUCCGUUGGGGCUACUGGGGCCAUUGACGGUAGUAGCAAAAUUAAUUCUGCAAGACACAUGGCAGACGCAGGUCGGAUGGGAUGAGUCGCUGCCGCAGGACAUACAUACGCGUUGGCUGGGAAUAAAACAGCAAUUGACGAAUCUCGGUGAGUUACGCGUGCCGCGUUUCGUGGGCCGCGUGAUCGAUGCCGGGGGUGUGCAGCUGCACGGCUUUUGCGACGCGAGCGAGCGUGCCUAUGGUGCGUGCGUGUACGUGAGAGCGUACAAUUCCGGAGAAUGCCGAGUGCGGUUGUUGGUCUCAAAAUCGCGAGUCGCGCCUAUGAGAGCAAUAUCAUUACCGCGCUUAGAGCUGAGCGCGGCGCUACUGUUGGCAAAAUUGAUAGAAAAGGUUCGAGAAUCGGUCGGACUUCCCGCCGCGGGGGUGGUUCUGUGGUCGGACUCCACCAUUACAUUGCAAUGGAUUCAGUCUUCGUCGCGAAAAUGGAGCGCGUUCGUCGCGAAUCGAGUCGGGGAGAUACAGCGCUUGACCGAGGGCGCGGAUUGGCGACACGUGCCGUCCGCGGACAACCCGGCCGAUAUAUUAUCGCGUGGCGCGGACUUGGCGGCUCUGGCUGUGUCUGGUCUAUGGUGGGAAGGACCGGCGUACCUUCGACUUAACGAGGGACAUUGGCCGAUUAGAAACAUCGAGAUAUCGGGAGAACUGCCCGAGCAGAAAAGAGUGAUCGCUGCCGUGGCGAUCGGAGAUCGACCGAUAGUCUCGGGUUUAUUGGAGAGAUUUUCGAGCCUGGAGAAAAUACUGCGAAUAAUAUCAUAUUGUUUGAGAUUCGGUCGUGCGCGACGGGCUGAGGAGAUCGGGUCAUCGAUAUCUCAUCGGGAGAUGACCGCGGCCAUGCAAGUCGUGGUGCGUUGUGUGCAGCGCGGGUCGUUCUCGGGGGAAUAUCGCAGUUUGGGCGAGGGCCGGAGCAUCGACGGCGGGAGUCGCAUAUUAUCAUUGUCACCGUUUAUGGACGAGUGUGGCGUCAUUCGCGUUGGAGGUAGAAUAAGCAGGGCGGCGUUGCCGCCGGAUGCGGUGCACCCCAUGCUGCUGCCGAAAAGCCACGCUCUUACAACGCUAAUUAUUCGAGGAGAGCACGUUAGGAGCUUGCACGCGGGACUGCAGGCCACGAUAUGCGCAGUGCGUCAGCGCUAUUGGCCCUUGGCGGCGCGUUCAGCGGUUCGCAAAGUGGUACGCGAAUGCGUAGCGUGCUUCAGGUGUGGGCCGGCAGCAUCUCAGGCGGUGAUGGCGGAUUUGCCUGGGCCACGGGUAAACGUAUCAAGGCCAUUCACGCAUACGGGCGUGGACUAUGCCGGCCCGAUAUUUAUAAAAGAAUCCAAGCGGCGCAACGCCAGGAUGCUAAAGGCUUACAUCGCCGUUCUCGUGUGCUUCGCGACCAAGGCUGUACAUUUGGAGGUCGUAAGCGAUCUCACGGCGGACGCCUUCUUGGGGGCGUUUAAAAGAUUUAUGUCGCGAAGAGGCAGGCCGGCGUGCGUGUACUCCGACAAUGGCACGACAUUUGUCGGAGCCAAUAGGCAAAUUAGAGAAAUAUACGAGGUAAUCAGUAGCCCUGAAGGGCAGGAAAACGUGCGUCAGUUCGCGCGGCGGAACGAGUUCGUUUGGAAGUUUAUACCGCCCCAUGCCCCACAUUUCGGGGGCUAUGGGAAGCAGCGGUGA